AUCCGGUACUGGCCCGACGCGCGGCCUGGCCUAUGGGCGCCGGGCUGCCCGUGAGUGGCUUUUCUGCCUGUCGCUGAAGGAAGGGAGGCCGGUUCAGUCAUGGCGGCGUUUCUGAGGGUUCUGGCUCUGGCUUUCUUGGCCGUGCUGGCCGGCUCCGGCGUCGGAGGGCAGAAGAAGAAGGAGAUGGUUCUUUCAGAAAAAGUGAACCAGCUGAUGGAAUGGGCUAGCAAACGGUCGGUAAUUCGACUGAACGGUGAUAAAUUUCGUCGUCUUAUAAAGGCACCACCAAGAAACUACUCUGUGAUUGUUAUGUUCACUGCGCUUCAGCCUCACAGACAAUGUGUUGUGUGCAAGCAAGCUGAUGAAGAAUAUCAGAUUCUGGCAAACUCAUGGCGGUACUCAAGUGCAUUCACAAACAGGAUCUUUUUUGCCAUGGUUGAUUUCGAUGAAGGCUCUGAUGUAUUUCAAAUGCUCAACAUGAACUCUGCUCCAACCUUCAUUAAUUUCCCACCAAAAGGGAAACCGAAAAAAGGUGACACAUACGAACUGCAAGUACGAGGUUUUGCUGCUGAACAGCUAGCCCGUUGGGUUGCUGAUAGAACUGAUGUCAAUAUCCGUGUGAUAAGGCCUCCAAACUAUGCUGGGCCCUUGAUGUUGGGGCUGCUCCUCGCUGUUAUUGGUGGCCUUGUGUACUUAAGAAGAAGCAACCUGGAUUUUCUGUAUAACAAGACAGGCUGGGCUUUUGCUGCUUUGUGUUUCGUUCUGGCAAUGACAUCAGGGCAAAUGUGGAAUCACAUCAGAGGGCCACCAUAUGCUCAUAAGAAUCCCCAUACAGGUCAAGUGAGCUAUAUCCAUGGGAGCAGUCAAGCCCAAUUUGUUGCUGAAACACACAUUGUUCUGUUGUUUAAUGCUGGUGUUACUCUUGGGAUGGUGCUCCUGCAUGAAGCUGCAACUUCUGACCUGGAGGUAAUGAAGAGAAAAAUAAUGUGUAUGGCUGGCAUCGGUUUGGUGGUCUUCUUCUUCAGUUGGCUGCUGUCAAUAUUUAGAUCUAAGUACCAUGGCUAUCCAUACAGCUUCCUAAUGAGCUAAAGAAUGUUGCAUCUCUGCUGUUUUCCUGAAGCGUGAAAUAUGUGGACCAUGCUACCUCCAUUUGAAAUGAAUAGGAAUGAGACUGUUGCACACCAAACCAAAGAUGUCAAGUGCCUUGACAAUUUGCCCUAAAAGUCAUGGGGAGUACAGUGGUACCUCGGGUUAAGUACUUAAUUUGUUCGGGAGGUCCGUUCUUAACCUGAAACUGUUCUUAACCUGAAGCACCACUUU
Molecule: messenger RNA, 1320 nt
Organism: Podarcis muralis (Common wall lizard)
Lineage: Eukaryota; Metazoa; Chordata; Lepidosauria; Squamata; Lacertidae
Gene: MAGT1
Product: magnesium transporter 1
Cellular component (GO): oligosaccharyltransferase complex
Source: RefSeq, a predicted model, not a curated record